AUGUCCGGCAGGAUUGUCGUCAUUGGGGCCGGGUUCGCAGGUGUCUGGAGUGCCCUUUCUGCCAAAUGUCUCAUCAACGUCCACAGCCAGACUGAAGCAUUCAAAGUCAAUGUCAUAGCUCCACAGCCAUAUUUUGCAUCCGGCAUCAAGUUCAUCCAUGGCAACAUCGAUGACAUCGAUGUCCAAUCCCCUACAGUCUCUUAUAGGUCCAGCACAGGCACAGAGCAUCUUACCACAUAUGACCGUCUAAUUCUUACCGCUGGAAGCUCGGUCAUACGCCCAGAGCAAGUCUCUGGACUUGCGCAGCAUGCGCGUGAUGUAGACUCGCUAGAAGGCGCAAUCAAGCUCGAAACGCACCUCAACAGCCUUGGCGCCUACCCACCCACUUCCUGUAACUGUUUUCUUGAUCUUGGCGCAUGGGGUGCCGUUAUUACGGGUGGCUGGGAAAGAAAAGUGCGUGCGACUGACAGGGAGCUGGCGAAGCAGGCUAAGAUGUAA
Messenger RNA from Colletotrichum lupini, 498 nucleotides. RefSeq lists its product as uncharacterized. The record is from RefSeq and is a predicted model, not a curated record. The transcript is spliced from 2 exons. NCBI's taxonomy places the organism in Eukaryota, Fungi, Ascomycota, Sordariomycetes, Glomerellales, Glomerellaceae. The coding region runs from base 1 to 498 and encodes 165 amino acids.